AUGUUGCUCCUUCUUUUCCUGAGCCUUGCUGGCCCUACCCUUGCCAGCGUUAAUUUAUUUAUCCCCGAAGAGGAAGUGCUGAGGACGCAAGGCGUCAGUCGUCAGGUUUCGUACAUACAGAAUGGUGUUGUGAACGAAACAGCGAUAGAGAGAACGUUUAAAGUUGAUGGUAAUGUGACUGUUCUAAAUUUCGGGUGGAAUGCAGAUAGCAAGGUUACCUAUAAAGCCAAAAUAGCAUCGGAAGAUAUGGCUGUACUUCCAGUAUUACGAUUACCGGAAAACGGCGAGGUGCCGACUAACUUGGAAACAUUUUCGGUCGAUUAUCGUUGCGUUGGAAUGAAAUCGGGUCAAUUCGAAGUUAGCCUUUUCCUCAGUUUUAUCCCCGAAAAAGGGAAAAAUUACAACGUACGCAUCAUAACCGAAAAAUUAUGUGGAGCACGAGACGGGCGCCGAUUCAUUGGAGGUGAUGACGCCGAGAAUUCAAAGCAAAGCGAGAAAGAUGAAAAUAGAAUGGAACUCCUAAUUUACAUUAUUAUUGGCUGCGGCAUCGCGUUCUUGCUAGUAAUCUUCGUCAUUCUUUUGCUGUACUUCCGAGCUUCUAAAAACGGGAAUACCACGGGGCCGCCAAUGAAGAGCAAAUUGCCAAACGCCUUUCAUUCUCUAAAAGCCAAGCAAACACAGCCAUUUCUGAGCGCGAGCCCAAGCCGCUGGAAAAGCUCUGCGACUAAUAAAUUGAGAGCUUCUAUGUCGUUGAAGCCAAGUACUUCGAAGGCUGGAACAACACUGCCAGCGGUGGAUGUAAAAACAGCCCUUGUGGCACUCCACGCUGAUCGAGAUCUAUUCACUAUUUUGACUUUUAAUGAGCUGCAAGGAAAAUUUGCCGAAAUGAAAUGGGCUAUUUGGCGACAAACUGCUAGUGGGUUUUCUGGUGAUGUGGAUGAAGAUGAGGACGACGGUACCGGAGAUGAGGCAAUGUUGGUAAAAAUGCUAAAACCUACAGCCGGACAUCAAGAACUGGAGAAAUUCUUGUCGGAUUCACUCGUUUUCCAUCAUGUCCCGGCGCAUACGAACCUAGCAAAGGUGGCCGCCGUAGCCUCUUUUGGCAGAUUUGACUGUCCAGAAACCGUAACAGACUUACCAAUGGUUUGCUAUCGGCAUCAAGGUUUUGGGAACCUCAAGCAGUUUUUGUUGACUUGCAAUGCCGAAGGCGUGGGAAACAAGAAUAAAAAUGGCCAAACCCUCAAAACUAAAGAACUGCUUGGGAUGGGGAUACAUAUCGCAAGAGCCUUAAAGCAUUUGCAUAGCUUUGGUAUAAAACACACCGAUGUCGCAAUACGGAAUUGCAUUGUGGCCGAGCAACGAAACCCACAAUCCAAUGAUCGGCUUCAUGUGCAGCUGAUUGACAAUUCGUUGACGAAGGACAUUUUUCGUGAUGAUUAUACGCAAUUUCCUGAUGGUGAAUUAUAUCCAACGCAUUGGAUGUCUCCGGAGGCGUUGAAAACAAAUAACUACGAUCAACCUAACGACAUCUGGGCACUCGGCGUUGCCAUCUGGGAAAUUCUAUCUUGUGGAGCUGCUCCAUUCCCAGAUAUCCAUGCGAAUAAUAUGCUAAGCGAACUGCUUAAUGGAAGGCGAUUACAACGACCACACAACUGCCCUGAAUCACUUUACGACCUACUUUCCACCUCAUGGAUGGAUUCUAUUCACCGACCAUCCGCGGCCACAUUAACUCAACGUCUCGAAGAAUAUUCAAAUGAGAUGCGACAA
This is a messenger RNA of Mesorhabditis spiculigera, 1767 nucleotides long. NCBI's taxonomy places the organism in Eukaryota, Metazoa, Nematoda, Chromadorea, Rhabditida, Rhabditidae. The record is from the annotation of a GenBank genome assembly.